This is a messenger RNA of Lampris incognitus (smalleye Pacific opah), 660 nucleotides long. Its product is annotated as membrane-spanning 4-domains subfamily A member 15-like. Lineage: Eukaryota; Metazoa; Chordata; Actinopteri; Lampriformes; Lampridae. The transcript is spliced from 6 exons. Bases 1 to 660 code for a protein of 219 amino acids. Gene Ontology annotation, cellular component: membrane. The record is from RefSeq and is a predicted model, not a curated record.
AUGGGCAUUGAUAGCCAGGACCCCCUACCCGCUGUGGGGACCCUCUCCCCAAGCCAAGUGGACUCCUACCACAGGAUGGAGCCUAAAACAUUGGGGGCUAUCCAGAUCAUCAUCGGGGCUUUGAUUCUGUGUCUGAGCGCUUCAGUGCUGCAGAUCCAUGAGGUCCACUUCACUGGAGAUGUGGCUCUCUUCCUCAUUGUUGUAAUACAGGUAACCCUGUCAGGCUCCGUUCUAGUCCACAGUGGAAGGAAGCCGUCUCUCUUCUGGGUGAAAUGUGUUCUGGUGCUGCACCUCAUCAGUGCUGCUUUUGCGACUGCUGCCCUCGGCCUGAUGUCCAAGCACCUACCGUACCGCCAGGACUCCUACCACUGUGAACACUGCCGCAGACUGGAGCUCCAUGCUGUGCUUUUGAUCGAUGGCAUCCUUGGUACGCUGGUGAUCUUCCUGGUACUGGAGUUGCUGAUCUGUAUCACUGCCAUGCUGUUUGGGCUCAGUGUGCUGGCUGCUGGUGGAACCCAGCCUCCUACUCAGCAGCCACACUAUCCCCAGACUCGACCUCCAGCUGUUGCUGCUGCUCAUGCUGUGCCAAAUGUCCCACCUGCGGCAACUGUACCAGUGCAAGCCUCUGAGCUGCAGCCCUCAGGACCACAGGUGCUUUGA